UUGUGCGGUUCGCUCGGUGCCUCCUUUUCAUUUAGCUCGAUUCUAGACUCUAGACUAGAAUCGCGUGCGUGCCGCGUCGUGUGUGUGACAUCCGCCAUAUAUAUAUAUAUAAUAAUAUAUACGCUAUAUACUAUACGUAUAUCUGUGGAACCGUUCCCACCCCCAAAAUCCGUACAAAUUGCAAAUUCACAUGCGUAUGUGCAGUGAUUCACCAAAUGAGUGCGUUGGCCUCUGGCCGCAAGUUGUGAAUACCCAGUGAAUAACCACAAUCCUAACCAGAUUGUAGUACAUGUAUAUAUGUAGUUAUGGUAUUUGGCUGUAUGGAUCGUAAGAUCGGUGCUGUGUAGUCGGCCUUUGCCCAGUGUUAUGAGCACUUUUGUCGCCGUGCGUGUGUCGGCGGAGGAAAAGAUCACUUUAAAAAUAACAGAUUUGUUUGAUGCUAUUUAUAAUAGACGGGCCAAGUUUUCGUUCCGUUUCGCAUUGUGAGGCUGAGGCCUUUGGUGUUCCGAGAUCUCGGUGGAUCAUUCGUAUCUUUCGGAUUUCCCAGCGUCUUCUAUACUCUGGCACUCUAGUAGCCGGGCACUCGCCUGCACUUGAACGCCAUUCGAAUACGAAUAUCGUGGCAUUAUUAAUUUGACAGCGUUUGUGUGUUCGAGUGUCGCAAUGUAAACAGCCAAAAUGGCAAGCGGUUUGAUCGACACCAAUUUCAGCAGCACAUUGGCAAAUGGGAUGUCGGGGUGUGAUCAAAGCACUGUCGAAUCAUUGGCCGACGAUCCAACAGAUUCACCAUUCGACGCCGAUGAUUGUCUCAAGGUGCGCAAGUACUGGUGCUUUCUGCUGUCCAGCAUCUUUACAUUCCUUGCUGGCCUGCUCGUGGUGCUGCUAUGGCGAGCCUUCGCCUUCGUCUGCUGCCGCAAGGAGCCGGACCUGGGGCCCAACGACCCCAAGCAGAAGGAGCAGAAGGCAUCCCGCAACAAACAGGAGUUCGAGGGCACCUUUAUGACAGAAGCGAAAGACUGGGCUGGAGAGCUUAUCUCUGGUCAAACAACAACUGGUCGAAUUUUGGUCGUACUCGUGUUUAUACUCAGCAUUGCAUCCCUCAUUAUAUACUUUGUUGAUGCAUCUAGCGAAGAAGUCGAAAGAUGCCAAAAGUGGAGUAACAACAUUACUCAACAGAUCGAUCUCGCAUUCAAUAUAUUUUUUAUGGUUUACUUUUUUAUACGAUUCAUAGCGGCGUCCGAUAAGCUUUGGUUUAUGUUAGAAAUGUACAGUUUUGUAGAUUAUUUUACAAUACCCCCGUCCUUCGUAUCAAUAUAUUUAGAUCGAACAUGGAUCGGUCUUCGAUUUCUUCGAGCGCUACGUCUCAUGACUGUUCCAGAUAUUUUACAAUAUUUAAACGUACUAAAAACAUCGAGCUCCAUACGCUUGGCUCAACUAGUAUCAAUUUUUAUAUCCGUGUGGUUAACAGCAGCGGGCAUUAUACAUCUGCUGGAGAACUCUGGCGAUCCGCUGGAUUUUAAUAAUGCUCAUCGUUUAUCGUAUUGGACCUGUGUCUAUUUCCUAAUUGUGACCAUGUCAACGGUAGGAUAUGGUGACGUUUACUGUGAGACUGUCCUGGGAAGAACAUUUCUCGUGUUCUUUCUGCUCGUCGGCUUGGCAAUGUUUGCCAGCAGUAUACCGGAGAUAAUUGAACUCGUCGGUAGUGGCAAUAAGUAUGGCGGUGAACUGAAAAGAGAACACGGAAAGAGACAUAUUGUGGUAUGCGGUCAUAUAACAUACGAAUCCGUGUCGCAUUUCCUGAAGGACUUCCUCCACGAAGAUCGGGAGGAUGUCGAUGUCGAAGUGGUCUUUCUCCAUCGUAAACCACCCGAUUUGGAACUUGAGGGUUUGUUCAAACGUCAUUUUACCACCGUGGAGUUCUUCCAAGGAACCAUUAUGAAUCCGAUCGAUCUUCAGAGGGUUAAGGUUCAUGAAGCCGACGCCUGCCUCGUGCUAGCUAACAAAUAUUGCCAAGAUCCCGACGCAGAAGAUGCUGCCAACAUCAUGAGAGUCAUCUCGAUCAAGAACUACAGCGACGACAUUCGAGUCAUCAUCCAGCUGAUGCAGUACCACAAUAAGGCGUACUUGCUGAACAUACCAUCGUGGGAUUGGAAACAGGGCGACGAUGUCAUCUGCCUGGCCGAACUGAAGCUGGGCUUCAUUGCCCAGAGUUGUUUGGCGCCCGGGUUCUCGACCAUGAUGGCCAACCUGUUCGCCAUGAGAUCGUUCAAGACGUCACCAGACACACAGGCCUGGCAAAAUGAUUAUCUUCAAGGUACAGGGUGUGAGAUGUACACCGAAACCCUAUCACCUUCAUUUACCGGCAUGACAUUCCCACAAGCCAGCGAACUGUGUUUCUCCAAGCUGAAGCUCCUGCUGCUGGCCAUCGAGAUCAAGGGCGCCGAGGAGGGGGCGGACAGCAAGAUUUCCAUCAACCCUCGAGGGGCCAAAAUCCAGGCCAAUACCCAGGGCUUUUUCAUAGCACAAAGUGCCGACGAGGUGAAGCGUGCCUGGUUCUACUGCAAGGCGUGUCAUGAGGACAUUAAGGACGAGACGCUGAUCAAGAAAUGCAAAUGCAAAAACUUGACUGUUCAGCCCAGGAGCAAAUUCGAUGACUUAGAUGUGGGCAUGAUUAUGAUGCAGACGGGCAUGGUCAACCAAGGCAUCACGUCGGUGAUGAAUACAAUGGAGGAUGAACACCAUCCUGCACCCACAUUUACUCCUCCAGAGCUACCCAAGCGGGUGCAUGUGCGUGGAUCUGUAUCGGGUGAUAUCACUCGUGACAGAGAAGAUACGAAUCUACUCAAUCGCAAUGUGCGCCGGCCGAAUGGCACUGGCAACGGCACGGGUGGCAUGCACCACAUGAACAACACGGCAGCGGCGGCUGCGGCAGCUGCGGCGGCGGGAAAACAGGUGAACAAGGUGAAGCCGACGGUGAAUGUGAGCCGACAGGUGGAGGGUCAAGUGAUAUCGCCAUCGCAGUACAACAGGCCACCAGAGAAUGAUGCUAACCCUUAUGCGGGCUAUCAACUUGCUUACGAAGUUAAAAAGCUCAUGCCGACGAGUCGCAGUUCCGGCACGGGCACACAGAAUCAAAAUGGCGGCGUAUCCUUGCCCGCCGGCAUUGCGGACGACCAGUCGAAGGACUUUGAUUUCGAGAAGACCGAAAUGAAGUACGACUCGACGGGCAUGUUCCACUGGAGUCCGGCAAAGAGCUUAGAAGACUGCAUACUGGAUCGCAACCAGGCGGCCAUGACCGUGCUGAACGGUCACGUGGUCGUGUGCCUGUUUGCCGAUCCCGAUUCGCCGCUGAUCGGGCUGCGGAAUCUGGUGAUGCCGCUGCGGGCGUCCAACUUCCACUACCACGAGCUGAAGCACGUGGUCAUCGUGGGCUCGGUGGACUACAUACGGCGCGAGUGGAAGAUGCUGCAGAACCUGCCCAAGAUCUCGGUGCUCAACGGAUCGCCGCUGAGCCGUGCCGACCUGCGGGCCGUGAACGUCAAUCUGUGUGAUAUGUGCUGCAUCCUGUCGGCGAAAGUUCCUAGCAACGACGAUCCCACGCUGGCCGACAAGGAGGCGAUCCUCGCCUCGCUGAACAUCAAGGCCAUGACCUUUGACGACACGAUCGGUGUGCUCAGCCAGCGCGGCCCGGAGUUCGACAACCUGAGCGCCACCGCCGGCAGUCCCAUUGUGCUGCAGCGGAGGGGCUCGGUCUAUGGCGCCAAUGUGCCCAUGAUAACAGAACUGGUCAAUGAUAGUAACGUGCAGUUUCUCGAUCAAGACGACGACGAUGAUCCAGAUACAGAACUAUAUCUGACGCAGCCUUUCGCCUGCGGCACAGCCUUCGCUGUGAGUGUGUUAGACUCGCUGAUGUCCACGACUUACUUCAAUCAAAACGCCUUAACGCUGAUCCGCUCACUGAUAACGGGCGGCGCCACGCCCGAGCUGGAACUGAUCCUGGCCGAGGGAGCUGGCCUCCGGGGAGGCUACAGCACUGUGGAGAGUCUGAGCAAUAGAGACAGAUGUCGAGUGGGUCAAAUCUCACUGUACGACGGUCCGUUGGCUCAGUUUGGGGAGUGCGGCAAGUAUGGGGACCUGUUUGUGGCAGCCCUCAAGUCGUACGGAAUGCUAUGCAUCGGACUAUACCGAUUCAGGGACACCAGCUCCAGUUGUGAUGCGAGCAGCAAACGUUAUGUAAUAACCAACCCACCCGAUGACUUUUCACUACUGCCAACAGAUCAGGUAUUCGUUUUAAUGCAAUUCGAUCCGGGCCUGGAGUACAAGCCGCCAGCGGUACGAGCACCUGCAGGCGGACGUGGCACCAACACGCAGGGUUCCGGGGUCGGUGGGGGCGGCUCCAACAAGGAUGAUAACUCUUGAUUGUUACUGUGUAGCGCCUUAACUGAUGGUCCUUAUUCGUACAUUUGAACGAUGGAGAAGCUAAUCGAAGGCAGAGCAGCGCAUUUGUGGCAACGCAUCCACAACUACCUAUUGGCAUAAGAUAUUUGAUACUCGCGACAAGGCGACAACAAAUCGGCAGCGAAAAAAAGACAUAUUUGUAUGUAAAUCGAUUGUACCGUGUACAAAAGUGAAAUCAAAAGCGUUAAUAAGUUAGAGAUUACGACCAUAACUUGCGUGCCAUUAAAUGCGCUGCUCUGCUCUUUUAUGUGUGUGGGGGCAUGCGGCUCGGUGUAUUUUGUCCAUCCCAACUAACAAUCAAGAGACAACCGGAACCGGAACCACUGGCCACCAGAUCAACGUCGACGGCAAUGCCGCCUGCCUCCGCACACAUAAAAAGCUAAUCCGGAUCGGGGGACCAAGAACUUUAGCCCUGAUAUCCAUCGUUCAACUGCCAACUGAUUGCUUCCCACAUCAUUCCGUAUGCCUUUUUAGAACCUUGAAAUUAUCAUAUUCUGUAUAUCUAUAAUUUUAGUCUUGCAACUACAUUGGUUGAUUUUGUAUCCUUGUUUAUCCCUAUUAUUUUGUUAUCAACAUUGUGUGCCCCAAUAAAAUAUUCUUAUUAUUAUUUAA
Molecule: messenger RNA, 5070 nt
Organism: Drosophila mauritiana
Lineage: Eukaryota; Metazoa; Arthropoda; Insecta; Diptera; Drosophilidae
Gene: slo
Product: calcium-activated potassium channel slowpoke
Exons: 26
Coding region: 679-4419 (1246 amino acids)
Biological process (GO): transmembrane transport; potassium ion transport
Cellular component (GO): postsynaptic membrane
Molecular function (GO): large conductance calcium-activated potassium channel activity
Source: RefSeq, a predicted model, not a curated record